Molecule: messenger RNA, 1800 nt
Organism: Triticum turgidum subsp. durum (durum wheat)
Lineage: Eukaryota; Viridiplantae; Streptophyta; Magnoliopsida; Poales; Poaceae
Source: the annotation of a GenBank genome assembly
AUGUGCGGCAUCCUCGCCGUCCUCGGCGUCGGCGACGUCUCCCUCGCCAAGCGCUCCCGCAUCAUCGAGCUCUCCCGCCGAUUACGGCACAGAGGCCCUGAUUGGAGUGGUAUACAUAGCUUUGAGGAUUGCUAUCUUGCACACCAGCGGUUGGCUAUUGUUGAUCCUACAUCUGGAGACCAGCCAUUGUACAACGAGGACAAAACAGUUGUUGUGACGGUGAAUGGUGAGAUCUAUAAUCAUGAAGAACUGAAAGCUAAGCUGAAAUCUCAUCAGUUCCAAACUGGUAGUGAUUGUGAAGUUAUUGCUUACCUAUAUGAGGAAUAUGGGGAAGAAUUUGUGGAUAUGUUGGAUGGCAUGUUCUCGUUUGUGCUUCUUGACACACGUGAUAAAAGCUUCAUCGCUGCACGCGAUGCUAUUGGUAUCUGUCCUUUAUACAUGGGCUGGGGUCUUGAUGGGUCAGUAUGGUUUUCUUCAGAGAUGAAGGCAUUGAGUGAUGAUUGCGAGCGCUUCAUAUCGUUCCCCCCUGGACACUUGUACUCAAGCAAAACAGGUGGCCUAAGGAGGUGGUACAACCCCCCAUGGUUUUCAGAAAGCAUUCCUUCAACCCCUUAUGAUCCUCUCCUCAUCCGAGAGAGUUUCGAGAAGGCUGUUAUUAAGAGGCUCAUGACUGAUGUGCCAUUUGGCGUUCUCUUGUCUGGUGGACUUGACUCUUCUUUGGUGGCUUCUGUUGUUUCACGGCACUUGGCAGAAACAAAAGUUGUCAGGCAGUGGGGAAACCAACUGCACACCUUUUGCAUCGGUUUGAAGGGUUCUCCUGAUCUUAAAGCUGCUAAGGAAGUUGCUGACUACCUUGGCACUGUCCAUCAUGAAUUACACUUCACAGUGCAGGAGGGCAUUGAUGCAUUGGAAGAAGUUAUUUACCACAUCGAGACAUACGACGUAACAACCAUUAGAGCAAGUACCCCAAUGUUUCUAAUGUCUCGGAAAAUCAAAUCAUUGGGUGUGAAGAUGGUUCUUUCAGGAGAAGGUUCCGAUGAAAUAUUUGGUGGUUAUCUUUAUUUUCAUAAGGCACCAAACAAGAAGGAACUCCAUGAGGAGACCUGUAGGAAGAUAAAAGCUCUUCAUUUAUAUGAUUGUUUGAGAGCGAACAAAGGAACUUCUGCCUGGGGUCUUGAGGCCCGCGUUCCAUUUCUCGACAAAAGCUUUAUCAAUGUAGCAAUGGACCUGGAUCCUGAAUGUAAGAUGAUAAGACGUGAUAUUGGCCGGAUCGAGAAAUGGGUUCUGCGUAAUGCAUUUGAUGAUGAGGAGAAGCCCUAUUUACCCAAGCACAUUCUUUACAGGCAAAAGGAACAAUUCAGCGAUGGUGUUGGGUACAGUUGGAUUGAUGGAUUGAAGGACCAUGCUAAUGCACAUGUGUCGGAUUCCAUGAUGACGAACGCUAGCUUCGUUUACCCUGACAACACACCCACAACAAAAGAGGCCUACUAUUACAGGACUGUGUUCGAGAAAUUCUAUCCCAAGAAUGCUGCUAGGCUAACGGUGCCAGGGGGCCCCAGCGUCGCAUGCAGCACCGCUAAAGCUGUCGAAUGGGACGCCGCCUGGUCCAAGCUCCUCGACCCGUCUGGCCGCGCCGCUCUCGGCGUGCACGAUGCGGCGUACGAAGAAAAGGCUCCUGCAUCGGUCGAUCCCCCGUUCACCUGCACACGACGUCAAAAGACUCAAAACCGCCGUUUCAGCAGCUGCUGUAUAACCUUCCAUAGUUCCAUAAUUCUAGCUUUCCUUGCAACUUGUCUGUAG